AUGGCGGAUCUGGGCGCGAUGCUGGCGCCGGAUUUAAGGAAGAGGAUCGAGAUCAUGGCGGAUCACAUUGCAAGGAAUGGCUCUGACUUUGAGACAACGGUCAAGCAGAAAAAUGCGAGCAAUCCGCAGUUCUCGUUCUUGUACAGCGGUGAGGGCGCUGAGUACUACCAGCAGGUCCUCGCCAGGCAUCGAGGGACACAGGUGCCGGCAGCGGCGCCGCCUGCGCCGGCGGCGGCACAGCCUGCGCCGGUGCUUGCGCCGACGGCUCCGCGGCCGCCCGCGCCGCCUGCGCCGCCCAUGCCGCAGACGAUGCCGCAGACGGCGAUGGCCACGGGGAUGGCUGGGUCCUUGGCCGGUGCUCCCACAGCGGGCAGCCUGGCGACGCUCCUCCGAGGAGGGCAGGUUCAGGGAGCCCCGCCCGUGGAGCUGGCCGACGUCCUGCGGCGAUGGAAGGAGCCACAGGUGCUGGCGCUGACCCCGGAGGUCGAGCGGCAGCUUCAUGGAGUCCUGGCCUCCCUUGAGCACAUGGCUUCGCGGGAUGCCAUUAAGAGCGGUCGGCUUUGGAUCGAAUGCAACAGCGCCCUGGCACCGCAUAUUGCUGGUCACAUCAUGGUCCGCGUGUCUUUUCUGUCAACCUGUGCUCACAGGCUACACGUGUUGUACCUCGUGCACGACCUUCUGCAGACAGAAGCCGCCCGCAAGGAUGCUCAUGCUCCUUUGGUCCGGGCAUUUAAGCCGUACCUGCCAUGGAUCCUGCGCCCGUGCUACCAGCUGGCGCUGCAGUCGCCUCAAGGAGACGAAACUUCGAGGGUGCUCCGUCUCGUGCAGCUCUGGGUCGAUCGGGGCAUCCUCUCUGCGCAGGAGGCCGAGGAGGUGAAAGCCAUCACGAUGACCCAGGAGCUGCCUGGUGUCCAGCCUCCCGUCGCGCAGGCCGCCGCUGCAGCGCUGCGGCUCGCCCAUCACGUCGGUGCCGGCUCCGCCUCUGCCUGGAAUGGCAGGCGCAUUGCGGCCGCCGAUGCACGGCGUGGCGCCGUGCAUGGCUCCUUUCGUGGCACCGGCCCGCUUGGGCUCUUUCUGACCCGUCGAAAAGAUUUGCAGUUGAGAGAAUCAAUUGUGGGGGAUGCAGCUGCAUAUAGGCCCAUGCUACACAGCUACCAGAAGCAGGCGCGAGCUGCUGGUGCAGAGUUCCGCAGUUCCCUAGCAAGGCCCAAGAAGCGGUUUCUCCUUCGCAGCAGGCCGGAGACGGUCCCGGUGGGCGUCCUGGCGUCCAUGUUGGCUGGGGGCCAGAAAGCACUUCGCUUCUUCCUGCGAGCCGCAUACGGCGCGCAAGAGCGGAAAUCUUUCAGCCAGCUGGCACCUGCGCUUGCCCCGAAGGUACAAGCCGCUAGAUCCGGCAGCGAGCUGAGCCACACACCGGCAUGUGGCAUCGGGGCCAUUGCGCUGCGCGUUCCCGAGGCCAUGACUCCGCAGGCCUUGCCAGCGAUGGAGGCAGGGAGGGGUUUGGGCGGGUGGGAGAAGAGAGGGGUCUCCUUGCUGCAACAGCCGAAGGUUCCCACACCGCAGCUGCUGGCCAAAGUGGAGGAAUUCUACGAGGACCUGCAGGACGAGGCGGGCGCUCAUGAGCGCGCAGGCGGGCCUCUGCUGCGAGCCUCGCGAGGCUUCAGCACGAUGAGUGCGGUUCCUGAGCCUACUGCAAAGACUGCACUUCAUGGAGAACGAAACCUGCUUGCCAGCGAGCAGCCCGUUCCGCCAUUCCUGCGGAGAAAAGAGCCGGCAGUGCUUAGCCAGUAUCUGAGUCCGGCACGCAGACAAACCGACGCGAAAGAAGCACCGAAAGAAGCAAACUACCGAGCAAACAAAGGCAUUUGCAUGACUUUGGAGAUCAUUGGGCUUGUCAAGGUCUUCUUUCAGAGGGAACACUGCAAUGGCAGGAUUGGGCUCUACGCAGAAGGUCAAGCGUGGCUGCAAAUUGCGGUGGUAGAUUGGGGGGCGUAG
Symbiodinium necroappetens is the source of this 1995-nucleotide messenger RNA. Lineage: Eukaryota; Dinophyceae; Suessiales; Symbiodiniaceae. The record is from the annotation of a GenBank genome assembly.